This is a messenger RNA of Zingiber officinale, 760 nucleotides long. RefSeq lists its product as uncharacterized. The transcript is spliced from 5 exons. The coding region runs from base 30 to 677 and encodes 215 amino acids. The record is from RefSeq and is a predicted model, not a curated record. NCBI's taxonomy places the organism in Eukaryota, Viridiplantae, Streptophyta, Magnoliopsida, Zingiberales, Zingiberaceae.
CAAACUCCUUCCACAGCCAGAAUUUCGCAAUGGCUUGCUGUAGAUCAAUGAUUCAAGGAAGCCUUCUCCUAAACCCGAUUCCCUCGGUCGUUCCGAAAGGCAACCUUCCUUCUAGGGUCGGUAGACAUAGAAGUGGCGCAAGGAUCAUCAAGUGUUGUCUCUUCUCCAUGAGGGAUUUUCGGCCGCAAUUGGAUGAGUACCCCGAAGGUAUCAUCUCCGGCGAGUGGACCGAGAACUUCUCUUUGUUGAGCUUCGAUGAUCUCCGUGCCUACCUCGAAUCGCAAGUCCCCGUUGAUAAGGGGCAACAACCUUGGCUCCUAGGAGAAGUCAUGUCUAAGACGAUAUUGACGACGACGGUCGAUCGGAAGCUCGAUGAGGUCAACCAUCACUUCGAUGUCAUCUCGGCAUUGCCGGUCGUCGACGAUCAACUCAGAUGCAUCGGGGUCAUUUCCAAGAGUGACAUAGCAAAAGCUUCACAAGGGGCGAGAACAAAGGUUGGCGAAGUCAUGUCUUCACCCGCGAUCACGCUAUCGACCGAAAAGACGGUCAUGGAUGCUGCAGCUCUAAUGCUCAAGAUGAAGAUUCAUAGGAUACCUGUUGUGAACAAGGGAGGGAAAGUCACAGGAAUCGUGACUCGAACUGACAUAUGGGAAGCCUUAGAGGCCAUGGAGCAGUAGUUAGACCCUUUUGCAACUUGUACCUGUAAAUAUGUUGAGAUGAUAUUAACAAAUAGACGAUAUGAAUAAACGUUUUGUGAGAA